Monoraphidium neglectum is the source of this 261-nucleotide messenger RNA. RefSeq lists its product as hypothetical. The transcript has a single exon. NCBI's taxonomy places the organism in Eukaryota, Viridiplantae, Chlorophyta, Chlorophyceae, Sphaeropleales, Selenastraceae. The annotation marks the transcript as partial. The record is from RefSeq and is a predicted model, not a curated record.
AUGUUUGUAUGGGAGGGAGCUGUUCCGCGGGAGCUGCCUCAGCCGAUCCAGUGGCUGCUGUAUAGCCUGCCGGGUGCUCGCUCCCUGCAGCCCGAUGAGCAAGAGGCGAGCGCGUCAAGCACCGCCUGCAGCGGCCAUACCCAUGGCCGUGGCCAUAUCCAUGGCGCACGGCGGUUGAAGCGGGCGCUGAGGAGCGCGCAGGUGGAUGGGGCGGCGUACUGGCGGGCCCACGUGCUGGGCACCGCUGGCGCCCUUGUUCAG